GUUCUUCAUCAUCAAGCAACUUUACAGCACAAACACACACAAUCAACUUUUCUAUUCAUCCCUACCAAGCUAUGGGUAACCAUAUCCGUCCCGCAACCGAAGCCGAUCUUCCAGCCCUGAAGGACAUUGUCCUCAGCGGUCUUGUCAACGACUCCAUCUGGCACUACUGCUUCCCCAACCCUACAUCAUCAGAAGCUGGAGACUACGUUGAGAGCAUUCUCAAAAAGUGCCUCGAUCCUCAAAACUCCAACUGGCUCAUCUCUGUUGUCGAUGCCCCCAAGACGCACAAGCCUGUGGCUGUAGCCGUCUGGCAGGAGCUCCACGAGAAUGACAGCGAGGAAAACAAUGUCCACAACCAGGUCCACCGAGUCCUCGAUGCCCCCAGCACCGCAAGUGACAAGGUGGCGAAGCGCAUCGCAGCGCUACAGGCGGUCGUCACACAGACUCAGCAGACGUACCUUGCCCGGUACGGCCAGCUAAUGUUUGUGCAUGCCGUCAUCACGCAUCCCCACUACAAGCUCCGGGGCUUCGCCAAGCUCCUUUGCAAGCAGAGCCUGCAGGUGGCGCGUCAAAAGGGCCUCGUCGCGAUGGGCCUGGCCAGCCCCUUUAGCGGCUACGUCUUUUACUCGGGCACCAGCUUCUCCAACUGCGGGCGCACCGUGGUCGAGCAGGCCGAGGGGGGGCUCGACAAGAUUGAGCUCCAGAUCAUGGUGUGCGCGCCGCCCCGGAUGCCCGACUCCCGGCGGAGCUCGUUCAUGGGGUUCCUGGGGUCCAACAAGCCGCCCACCCCGGACAGGAGGGAGUCACACGAUAAGGGGACCGAGCACAGGCGGGGUUCGUUCCUUGACGUGUUUAGUUUUGGGGGGAGGAGACCUAGCAGCGACCAUCACGUCGAGACAGUUGACGAGCGACGCAGCUCACACCACAUUUAGACGGAGGAUUCUAUGAGGCCUUUUCUGUUUAUUUUUCCUUUGUCUUUUUUUUAUUUACUUGUUUCUAUUAAACAGAAGCGGCGUCUUCUACGAGGUUACGAGCAAUGCAAACAUUUGGCAAUCGCAUGAUGCCCAGCCAUUUCUUUUUUUCCUCUUCCCUGUCUGCCACCCACUGAUCUUCACCGUCAGAUCAUCAGCGACUUUACUUGGCUGAUCAGUAACUCUUCUGCAUGAUGACCUCGCGAGAAAUUAUCGUGAGUCUUGGGGAGUUUUGUUUUUCGCCUUAUUUUUCUUGGUCUUUAUCCCUGUCUAAGAUCAAUGCAUUUUACGCAUGUAUUAUC
Fusarium vanettenii 77-13-4 is the source of this 1273-nucleotide messenger RNA. RefSeq lists its product as uncharacterized. The record is from RefSeq and is a predicted model, not a curated record. Lineage: Eukaryota; Fungi; Ascomycota; Sordariomycetes; Hypocreales; Nectriaceae. The transcript has 2 exons. Bases 72 to 932 code for a protein of 286 amino acids.